CCCUCGCCGUCCCCCCCCCCCCCCGAGGCCCCGGCCCCGUCCCCGCGGCGGGGCGGGAGCGAGGGAAGAUGGCGGAGGGCCUGGAGCGCGUCCGCGUCUCGGCCGCCGAGCUGCGGGACAUGGUGGCCGCCCAGGCCCGCGCCGCCGCCGCCGGGGGGACAGAAAACGUGACGGAGGUGAAGGAGCCGAGGCACCGCAAAGACAACAGGCGCCCGGACCUGGAGAUUUACAAGCCUGGCCUCUCCCGGCUGAGGGGCAAGCUCGUGUCACCGAAGCACGAGGCCGCCGAGAAGGAGAGGAGCGGGGCCGAGGAAGGCAAGGAGGAGAGCGCUGCUGAGAAGGGCCCUUUGGCAGGAGGGGCUCCGGUCGCAGAGGACUUCGGCAAAGGCGACAGCCGCAGGCAGAAUGGCCCUUUGCAGGGGAACGAAGAGACGGAGGCUAAAGGUGGGCGCCAGAGCCAGGAGAGCUCGUGCAAACAGCCCGCUGCGGAUGAGUGGUGUCCCAAGACCACGAGGAGAGCCAAGAAGCCAGACCAGCAGAUCUACCAGCCCGGGAAGCGCCUGCAUUCGGUUGCCAAAGAACCAGCCCUGCGCUCAGCUGCCGAGGAAGUCUCCUGCAAGAUGGAGCAGCUGAGAGUCGAGGGAGACAAAGAGGCUGAGAAAGGUACCGGAAAAGACACCAGGAAAACCAAACCGGGCAACAGAGAGGGAAGCCAGGCCGGGGAAGGAGGGAAAACCUCGAGGGGAGAAAAAGGAAGACGGGCGGAGCGAAGCGACAGGCUGAGGAGAGCAAACGACGAGGUGAUGCAGGGGAAGCUGGGCUCCACGAAGCGCUACUCCCGCUCUGACAAGCGGCGCAGCCGAUACCGCACCUGCAGCACCAGCUCAGCCGGCAGCAACAACAGCGUGGACGGGGCCCCGCUCGUGGACGGGGUGGAGAGGCGGCAGGAGCGUGCCAGGGAAAGGGCACGUGCUAGGAAGCAGCUCUCCGCGUCCUCCACGGACUCCUUGGACGAGGACAGAAUCGACGAGGCAGAAGCGUACGUCCCCAGCAGGCUUGCAGACAAGAAGAAGCGUUCAGAGCAGAGUCGAGCGUCUCGGAGCGAGAGCGAGUGGAGCAGCAACGGCCGGGAGGCGAAGGGGUCCUUCCGAGUCACGUUUGACAGCAGGACCAUGAGCAGGGAUAUCAGCCUGGCAGACGCGGAUAAAAAAAAGCCCCCGAAGGCGUUUGCUGGUUGCAAUGACUCAGAGGCUUCGGAGGCGAGGAGCCAGAGCAGAGAGCCCCAGGGGAGGGGCCGCGGGAUCCUCUUCCUGCCCGCCAACACGGACCUCUCUGCCAGCACCGCGGGCUCCCCCGAACCCGGCCACCCCGGGCCCCGGCUGCUGCUCGCCGGCGCCGGGACCAAAAGCUCGCGAAGCCGGGGCCGAGGCGGCACUGCUCGCAGGCUGUGGGACCCCAACAACCCGGACCAAAAACCCGCCCUGAAGAGCCAGAGCGCUCAGCUCCACUUCCUAGACACGGACGACGAAGUGAGCCCCACCUCCUGGGGGGAAGCCCGCCAGGCCCAGACGUCCUACUACAAGUUCCAGAACUCCGACAACCCCUACUACUACCCCCGGGCCGCCGGGCAAGGCCCGCAGUAUCCGUACGGCGGCUACUCCCUGCAGUAUCCCGUGGGUCCGAGCAACGGGGUGUACCCAGGAGCCUACUACCCGGGGUACCCCGGCCAGGCGGGGCAGUACGUGUGCGGCCCGCUCCCCCCGGCCCCUCUGAGUCCCGAGAUGGAGCAGCAGAUGCGGAGCAUGCAGCAGCAGGAGCUCAGCAAGCUCCUGCGCGAGGCUGGGAACCAGGAGCAGCAGCUCAGCAACCUGCUUUCCAGAGACCGCAUCAGCCCGGAGGGGCUGGAGAAGAUGGCCCAGCUGAGGGUGGAGAUGCUGCAGCUGUACGAGCGGUGCAUCCUGACGGACAUCGAGUUCUCGGACGCGCAGAACGUGGACCAGCUGCUGUGGAAGAAUGCCUUCUACCAGGUGAUCGAGAAAUUCCGGCAGCUUCUCAAGGACCCUCUGGGGGAAAACGCCCAGGAAAUUCGGAUCAAACUUCUCCAGCUUCUAGAUGAGGGCACUUUGUUUUUCGACGGCUUGCUCCAGAAGCUGCAGGUGUCGUACCAGUUCAAGCUGGAGGACUACAUGGAUGGGAUGGCCAUCCGCAGUAAGCCCCUGCGGAAAAUGGUGAAGUACGCGCUGAUCAGUGCUCAGAGGUGUAUGAUUUGCCAAGGGGACAUCUGCCGAUACCGAGAACAAGCAAACGAUACAGCCAACUACGGAAAGGCACGCAGCUGGUACCUGAAGGCUCAGCAAAUCGCUCCCAAGAACGGCCGCCCGUACAACCAGCUGGCACUCCUGGCCAUAUACACGAGGAGAAAGCUGGAUGCUGUCUACUAUUACAUGCGCAGCCUGGCUGCCAGCAACCCCAUCCUCACAGCCAAGGAGAGCCUCAUGAGCCUGUUCGAGGAGACAAAACGCAAGGCGGAGCAGAUGGAGCACAAGAAGCAUCAGGUGCUGGAGCUGAGCCCCAGCCGCCGGGGGAAGGGCAAGAAGUCCACGUUGCGACAAGUCGGGGACGACGCCACGCGGCUGGAGAUCUGGAUCCAUCCCUCCCACCCCCGCUCCUCCCAGGGCCACGAGUCCGGCAGGGAUUCUGAGCAGGACAACGGUCUUGGGAACCUCAGCCCCAGCGACCUGAACAAAAGGUUCAUCCUCAGUUUUCUCCAUGCCCAUGGGAAGCUGUUUACCAGGAUUGGGAUGGAGACGUUCCCUGCGGUGGCCGAAGAGGUCCUGAGGGAGUUCCAGGUCCUGCUGCAGCACAGCCCUCCUCCCAUCGGAAGCACCCGCAUGCUCCAGCUCGUGGCAAUCAACAUGUUUGCGGUGUACAACUCCCAGCCCAAAGAGUGCCUCUCUGAGGACUGCCGCUCUGUCAUCCAGGAACAGGCCACGGCCCUGGGGCUCUCCAUGUUCUCCCUCCUGGUGAGGCGCUGCACCGACCUGCUGCGGGAGUGGGUGCAAGUUCAGCCACAGGAGGUGGAGCAGGAGGAUGAGGAGGAUGACAUCAAGGUCUCUGCCUUGCCCCAGGACCUGAAGGAGCUGCUCCCCAGCGUGAAGGUCUGGUCGGACUGGAUGCUUGGCCACCCGGACACCUGGAAUCCUCCUCCGACCUCUCUGGAGCUCCCCAAACAGGUCUCAGUAGAUGUGUGGGCGACGCUGGCUGACUUCUGCAACGUACUGACCACGGUGAAUCAGUCGGAGGUGCCCCUGUACAAGGACCCAGAUGACGACCUUGCCCUGCUCAGCCUGGAAGAGGAUCGGCUGCUCUCGGGCUUCGUUCCCCUGCUGGUCGCCCCCCAGGAGCCCUGCUACGUGGAGAGGACCUCGGACAAGCUUGUGACCCCGAGAGCCCGGGCUGGGGCAGGCAGGCACCGUUUGAAAGCCGCCACUUGGCGGCAACAACUGUUCGAGUCGCGGAGCAGCACCCAUCUAACCCCUCUUUUCACACACUCGGAGCUUCCCAAACAUUAACCUUUGGAUUAAAAUUUUCCAUGCUUCGUCUCUCCCCAGAUGUGAUGUCUGAGCUUUGGUUUGGGUUCAUGUUUUUCGUGUUUGCUGGGUUUGUGUUAUGGGAGAAUGAAAGAAAUACUUUUCCCAUUUAAAAAAAAAAUAUAUAGCCUCCAAUAUUUUUUUUUAUUAUCAUUAUUUCGGGGAUUCACCAAAAAUGGUUGGAGUUUGAGGCGUGGAGCUGCAAAUAGUUACCUCGGCUGCCAUAAGCUCACGUGGCGGGCACGCGGGGAGGUGUCGCGGCUCCAGGUGCGCGGUGCCUCCCGCGCAAUCCCGGCUCUGCGGCAGAGCCAGGAGAGCCCCGCUGUGAGCCAGGCUGAGUAACUCCAGAUCUGAAGGAGGAGGGCGGCUGCUUUUUGGUUUUUAGCUAAAAAAAAAAAAAAGAAAAAAAAAAAAGUUGUUUUUCAGGCUCCACACGUGGGAUCACGGAGCGCGGGGCUCGCUCGCUGCCGUCCCGCGCGGGGAGCCUCGUGGCACGCGUCCUGCUGCUCCCAGGGCUGCCCCCGCAGCAGGAGCUCUGCCUUGUUCCUCUGCUGCACCUCUCCUCCUCCGGAAGCCGACCGCUCCGGUCCCGCUGCCGACACCUCCUCGCGAGCUUUAGGGCUACCUCGGACACGCUGGAGCGCUCGGCGUUUCCCUGCGUUAUUUGUUUCUGGCCAAGCAGCACCCCUCGUCUCCUCUCCAAGUCUGUGCGCUGCUCAUCGGGUGGGGACCUGCUCUGUUCACACCAGUGCUUGUAAUGUCUGGCCUGCAGCUCUGCCAAAGGCCAAAAUUGGCUCUCCGUGCACGGCUGGAUCGCGAGGACAGUGUUAGAUGGAGGGUGGAGUGAGCGAAUACCCCUCUCUUCCUACUGUGCUUUCAGGAAAUGUCUCUAGCGCAGCUGUAAGUGUGAAUGAAGUCAAAAGAAUGGAUCGGUGCCCCCGCUCCAGCCCACCCCACUCGUCGGGGCCCAUCCAGAGUCCCCACCCUAUUGUUCUGGUUCAGCUCCUCCGUUUCAGGGCAGGGGCCCUGCUCUGCGCUCAGCAUCCCAGUCCCGGGAGGAGGAGCUCUGGAGAAAACAAAGACGCAGCGAACGGUUCCCCUCCCGCAGCCGCGAUCCCAACCCCUCGCUCCCUUCCCUAGGUGUGUUUGCAGCCGGCUGGAAGCGAGCGCCUGGGAGCCUCGGCCAUGAAUCACGUGCCAAAAGAGCCGAGUGUUCGCUAUAAGAAGCGGCGCUGGGCUCGCUGCUCGUCCUUAGAGUUAGCGCAGGAUCCACGAGGGCCGGAGCUCGGCUCCGCGCGUGGAGUUACCUCCGGUGGGCUCUCUUGGAGCAGCCCCUCGGCAAAGAGGACGUGGGUGCUCGGUCACCCGGCUCCUCCUAACGUCACCGGGAAUCCCCUAAGUGGCAGCAUUUCGCCGUAAAGCAAAACACCGAGGCGUCUGUCCCUCCCUGAAGUGGCUGCUGGCAGCGGUGCGAGCUGCUCCACGCCCUGCCGGGGCCGCUGGGAGCGCGCUGCCAGUGUGGUUCUUGUGGCGGGUGGAAGUGCCAGCACUGCCAGCAUCGCUGGGGCUGCGGUGUCGCAGCCGACCGAGCUGCGGUGGCAUUGUGCUGGUGUCAGUGCGUCGCCUCCCGUCUCCCCACCCUCUCUUUUCAAGGGAAUUCGGCUGCAGCCCGGACGAGCAGCCGACAGUCGGAGGAGCUCCUCCCUGCGGGCGGCAGCACGCCGGCCUGCCCCGGCCCUGCGAGCUGCCCCUUCCCGUGGCUUUCCCCUACUCGUUAUUUCAAGAAAAAGUUGCUUUUCUUGCAGUUGGCAAAGCCGCUUCUUGUUCAGGGGGAGCCGGGGUGCCCCGAGCUCCCCAGCGGUGCCUGGGGACGGCGACACGAGCGGCGCAGCCUGGAGUGGGCAGCGUCCCGCCUGGCUCCUGGCUCGUGGAGAGGAGCUUUCCCAUCCCCGUCCCGCUGCUCGGACUCAGGUAGCUGGUUCCUCCAACGUGCCCCAGGCACACGAUUGCCCUGUGGCUCGCAGAGGAGGAUGGCAGGACGUGUGUCACGGCUGGGGAGAGCCCCCCGAGCGCUGUGGCGGCUCGGGUCCCCUGGGGGAUACAAGCAGCCUUGCAGGAGCAGCGCGUACCACGCUGCUAGGCGUUCAAAAGUUGCCCUAGAAUUAGCGAGGCAAGCAUCCAAUUUGCGUCCUAGACGUGAAAAGUCUGAAGGAAAUGAAACACACACAACCUGGUGGAGUAACGCGGGGCCUGAGUCCAGUCGGCGUGCGUACGUUAACGCGGAUUUGGGGCUGUUUCACCCCCCAGCUCUGCCACAUGCCUGGCUCUGAGCUCGGGCAUCUUCAGCCCUCUGCGCCCUCAUCCAGCACAAAAAAGGCAGCGCUGAGUUCCCCUGGUGCAGGGUGCUUGGGAGGGACCUCCGUGGUGCUUUUUUGGUCGUGUUUGGCUGAACAGCCUUUCCUCUAUUCGGCACCGUCCAGCCGCGGAGACUUAACCACUCUGACCAGUUUCCCUAGAGCGGGAUCCCAGUUCAGCAGGUCCGGAUCGUGACCCUCUGAGAAUUGCUCGCGUUUGAGGAAGUGAAAACCCCGGCGGAGAGGCAGCGAGCAGCAGCCAGGUGGGAGCUGGGCAGCUCGAGGGGGUUUUAGCGGUUCUCGUUAAAACAGCCUCCCGCAGACUCCGAAAUCCCGAGUUUCCUAAAAGAAGAGGAGAAAAUUCCAAAGGCUUUCAUCCCGGUUCAAAUAUCAGCCGGGGCAAGGAGCAGUGGAAGUUGCAGUGGGAUCUCAGAUGACAUUCUCUGAAAAGCAAAGGGAACGGAGUGCGAGCAGGAGACGGCUCAGCCCGUGCCCUCGGCCUCCACACCUCUCUGUGCCUGUGCCGAGCACCAGGGGCCAGGGAGGGCAAAUUGUGGGGUCUGCCCAAGGAGCCCCUCCACUUCUGAAGCCUUUGGCACCUCCACGAGGUAUUUAAAUGACAGACAGACAUAUAGGGAUCUGUAAAUACUCCUUUGGUGCCAACUAAACCACAAAGAAGAUAGAGCAUUUGUGGUCCAAGGAAGUUUAAAUAUUUGUGGUCAAACUUAAAAUUCGACAUAAAACUCUCAUCUGCAGUGGAAGGCGUCCAGGAACUGCAUGGAGGACGUAUAAGCUGUGUAAACUCACAGAAACGGCUUCCCGGCCAGCUCUGCCAGGACGAGGCAGAAUAUUCCAGCUCUCACCUCGCCUCUCCUUCACGCCGCCGAGGUCAGACGGCAGGUUCGUGCGGGGCUUUCGCACCGCCCUGGGGAGAAAUCCUCCGUGCCCUGGGGGACACGGGCUAAUGGGAUGUUUUCCUCGCUGCCCAUAGGCACAUUGGAGGGGCGAGAGGUGGGAGGCACAGAUGGGGAAGGUGGGCGACGGAAGGGUUUGUCUCUUCGCGUGUUUUUUUUUGUUCUCGUUGCACAACAGCCCCUGCUCCUGAGCUCUGUCGUAACCCUUCCACCGCCCCACUUCCCACCUCUUCUGCUACCCCCCAGCCACGGGGGUCCUGUCCCGUGGGACAGGAAUCACUGAGUUGUGGGUCACAUCACGGGGCAGUCAUCUCCGUGGGGAAGUCCUUGCGAAAGAGCUCGUGGUACCGGCGAGAGCGCACCGCCUGCUCCGUCCCGCCUCGGUGCACGACGCCUCCGUCCGCGCAGAGAGGAGCGAGGGCGGCUGCGGGCUCUGGGGGGGCUGUGCUGCAUCUCCCCGUGCCGGGACGGCCCAGCUGCUGGGCAGGGGACGUCAGGGCAUCCUCCAGGCUCGGGAGGUGCCUUCUGAAGCGGGGAGGUUUCAGCAGCUCCCCUCGCUCAGCCGUGCACGACGCGUUUUUCCACGUACCCUGGAGAAGGGCUCUCGGAGAGCACCGUUGAGGUGUGCAGUCUCGAUGUUGGUCUGAGUGUUCAUCAGCCUCGUUUCCCAAAUGCCAGGAGAGCUGGAUUCAGGUUCUGGUGAGGGGCAGCUCUUCUGGUCCCAGCAUGGCCCCACGGGCAGAGGUACCCAGGAAGCACCAGGGGCAGAGGCCAGGGGACAGACUGCAGCCUGCAGAGGAAGGGCAGCGCGUGGCUGCGCGGAGCGGAGCAGUCCCCUUUCCCUUACUAAGCAAUCCUCCCUUCCUCCACCGAAGAGCCUGCUAACCACUUUCUUAUCUUUCUUAACUCUGCAAAACAAUCUCUGGCAAGGCAGGCAUCCUCCGAAAUGGCAGAGGAAAUAAAUUCCCCCAGUCCCUGAAAAGGAAAAGAUCGGAGGCUCUUGCAGCAGGGAGAGCAGCCCCUGCCCUGAGAGCGCCGAUGUUGGUGCCACGUUGGCUCCAGCGAGGAUAUGGGUCUUGCCUUCCUCCUUUCCUAGUCUGAGACCAUGGUUUGGGGGCAGAUUUGCAGGGGCUUGGCUUCCCCGGUUAGUGUUUUCUGUAGGAUCUGCAAGGGAGGAGCAGAGUGGGCUCUCUCAGACUUGUCUUGGCAUCGCUCUGCUUGAAUUUUUCUCCUUUUCCCCUGGGAAGCCGGGGGAUGUGCUGGGGGCUGGGGGUGCUGGCUGUAACAGGGAGUCCCUGGCUGUCACUUGCAGUUUCUCCUGGACUUGUCUGCCUCUUUCACAGGCCUGCUUGAAAGCUGGGGUUUUUCAGUCCCUUGCUCUCCCGCCCAGCAGCUGAAAUGUGUGGUCCUGUGCUCAAGGAGGGCAAAAAUGCCCCAGGUGAUCCACAGCUGGGGGAAGUUGUUUUCCCAGCGCUGAGCAGUGGCCUGCAGGCGCAGCUUGGCUGCAGGUUGCAGGAGCGCUUUCUGCCAUGGAAAUCCCUGCAGCCUUCUACCAGAGGCAGCGUCCUGCGAUGCAGGGAAGCUCGCAGCCCUCGCUGUGCUGCUGGAGCACAAGGAGAUCCCAGCCCGGAGCCACGCUCGCCAACCGGACAAAACCCUGCAUCGCUCCCGAGACCUCCUGUACCCACAUCGUCUUCCCAGGGACGUUUCCCCCAUGCUGAAGUCGUUCUCCUCUCUCAGUUUGCCACCACCCAGUGGGAACGGGCCGGCGGGGUAGCCCUCAGCGUGCCCACCACCCAGCUGCAGGCUGUCGGAUGCAGCCUGGAGCCAUCCCCCGUGCCGCGAGCGCCGCUGCUCCCUGGAGAGGAGCUGGAGAGAGGAGCGGACAAAACGAUUCCUCAGCGCGUUAACAGGUGAAUAAAACAUCAGGGCGAGUCUUUCCAAACGUCAGGCAAAGCCAAAAGCUGGGUUUGGAAGCCAUCAGAAACUUUCCUCUGUGGAGCUGGGAAGCUCCUCACACUUCAGAGCAGCAACCGGUGCCGGCGGCCGUCCCAGCCAGCGCUCCGGUCACCCCGGGCACGGGAGCACGGGGCUGGACGAUGGCUUUCCAGCCAGAGCAGCUGCUUUGGUGCUGACUUUUCCGGCAGGAACUGCUGGUGGCGAGGUCUUGCAGUACCCUCAGGUGUGUUUUGGGGUGCACAGCUUUCCCCAACCUUGUGGCAAGGCGGGACCAAGGAGGGAAGAUUGGAGAGGAGCUGGGAGAGGUGCUGUAGGGCAGUGCCAGGCUGUGCCACCGCACGAAGGGUUUGAGGGGCGCAGAGUGGGACCUGUGGCAGUGCGGGUGUCUUGGUUGGAGUUUUAUCUUUCUUCUGGCCUAGAUGAGUACAAAUUCAAUCUGUGUUCCUGCCCCACAACCACCAGGUGCCAGUCAGGGGGAGAGCUUGCCCCUUGGCAGAUGGGCAGCUCUGGGGAGCGCUGCUGGCUUGGCACACCCCUGCAGGGCUCCCCUCCUCUGGUUGUCGAGAGCAGGCUCCAAUCCCCAGAUGCACCCACAGCUUCCGCAUGUCUCUGGUGGGUCUUCUUUAUCUCCUUCAUCUCCUAGAGCUGCCAAGUACCAGCACGUGGCUGCAGUUUGAGGACAUGGUAGCAAUCUGUGCGGGCUACUCUGGCCAUAACUGAUCUCUGGCACCAAAAAUUGGAUGCCUCAGCCCAGGUCUAUCCUCUCCCCAGCUUUGCGCCUUCGUAUCAUCCAUGUUUCUUCUCUGCAUCUCGGCCUGGCACACGCAAGGCUGGUCUUAGCCCAGCAAACCCUCAUGUUGGGCACUUGGCUCCUUUUCCAUGCUGCUUUCCAGGGCUGGAAUGAUGGAAGCGUUCACCAGGCUGAGAGCACAGCUGCUCCCUUGACUCCCCUGAGACCGCGCUCCAGUGGAGAGUGCAGUGGCUGGAGCUGUGCUCUGCAAGGCAGGGCUGCUGGGAGAGAGAUGUGGCCAGGCUGUGGUCUGUGCUUUCUCUUUGAGGAGCCACUGCUUUGCAAAAAGUGCUUCUCCAGCAACGGUGAUGGGAAGGAGCAGCCAGAAAGGUACCUCCGAGCUUCUCCAUCCUCCCCGGGGCACCUUCCAAAGUGCCUCGAGACUGCUGUGCUGGGGCGGGAUGGCAGCGCCGUGGUUGUGCUCCCAGGUCGUGCACCGAGGUGUGCACAUGGGAGCUGCAUCCUCCGAGCCUGCUUGCGGGGUUAGGCAACGUCAGAAGUGUCUCUGAGAGAAGCUGUGGCUGAAGUCAGCCCUCAGCUGCAGAAACCAGGGUUGUGAACCAGCUGUGAGCGCUUCUGCCCAGCCGUGGCAGAUGCUUUGGUCCUACCCAGGUGGCCUGAAUCUGGGGCUGGGCAGGGCGAGGGACUCCUCGGCCACGUCCUGGCAGUGGAACAAGCCCAGAGAUGCAGGGCCGGGAUAAGCCAGGGUUAAACCCAGCCCAGCUUUUGCAUGGGACGGUGAGCUGUGAACCCAGGAGGGAUGACAGCAAACCCAGCUCUUCCCUUUGAGCUCCUGCAGCUCGCUCUGCUGCCCUCUGCACCUCCGAGCUGCCUCCCGGGGGACGGGAGGAGGCUCAGGGGGGAGAAGGAGGCUCAGGGUGUUGGGAAGCAUUUAGCCCCGGCCUCGGGGCGGUUCAGCAGGGGCACCGCAGGUGUUUCACCUGACUCGUGCAGGCACCGCGUGGUUUAGGUUGUUCGGGGCUCACCUGGUGUAAGCACAGAGCGGCUGCCUCACUCCCACCAAGCUGCGUUUAAGGCAAUGUGGCAAAAAAGCAGCAUUAUCCCCACGCUGGGUCUUGCUUGAGCUUAGCUCUGACUCCCGGCCCUGUCCCAUUCCCGGGAUGGGAUCUCUCUGUGCUGUGACUCAAGCUCCUCAUGUCCCUUUCCCCUCCUGACUCCAGCUGUGGGGACGUGCUCGUGUCUCCCCCUCGCACACAGCAGUGCCGAGCCGGGGGUGGCAGCGCAGCCUCCGAGCAAAAACCCUUCUCCAGCGCCGCUUCCUCCGGUGUGUUUGAGUCCAAAGUUUCCCCGAGCAGAGCUGCUGGCGUGCCUCAUGCCUCAGAGCAUGCGGGACGGGGGCAGCCCUCCGUGGACCGAGUCAGUCCCUCCUGGAGGUGGCGGGUCCCCCGGCUGAGCGCGGCUCCCCGGGCCAGCUGGCUCGGCCGCCGCAGGCUCCUCGGAGCAGCCGAAGGAGCCUGCAUUCCUGCCUCGCAGUUAUUUGCUCUUUAGGACGCUGCGUAAAAUUAACAAGUUGUAAAAGCUGAUUGAAGGCGGCCAUGGGUGUGACAGCGAUUCGCCUGGCUGCAGGGAGGUGCUGAGCCGCGGGGCCGCCCGCUGCGGGCGCUGGGGGUGACAGGGCAGCCCCCGACGUGCCUCUGACCUGGAGUGAGAGCAGGGCUGGUAUGUGGCAGUGUCACCCUGCCGGCCCCAGGUGCUUUUGUCCCCUGGGCACAGUGCUGGGACCGGGUCCCUUCCCUCCCCUCGAAUCCCAGCAGGACACGCGCUGCGUCUCCUCCACGCCACCCCGUGCGUCAGCACCAGCUCUGGCUUCAUCUUGCUGAACACCAUCACGCAGCACUUGGGGCAGGCUUUCCCUUCAGCAUGGUUUAC
Messenger RNA from Cygnus olor (mute swan), 11497 nucleotides. It is a transcript of the gene SMG6, whose product is annotated as SMG6 nonsense mediated mRNA decay factor. The transcript is spliced from 14 exons. The record is from RefSeq and is a predicted model, not a curated record. Gene Ontology annotation, molecular function: telomerase RNA binding; telomeric repeat DNA binding; protein binding. Bases 69 to 3572 code for a protein of 1167 amino acids. Gene Ontology annotation, biological process: nuclear-transcribed mRNA catabolic process, nonsense-mediated decay. Gene Ontology annotation, cellular component: telomerase holoenzyme complex. NCBI's taxonomy places the organism in Eukaryota, Metazoa, Chordata, Aves, Anseriformes, Anatidae.